AGUGGAGAGUUUUCAAACAUAAGUGAUGCUGUUGUACUGACUGUCUCGGGUCCAUCUACACUGGAGACACCAUCACUCUGAUCUGUGAGCUGCAGUCGAAUGGAUGGGAGUUUCAGUGGUACAAAGAUUACCACCCUGUAGCUACCAACACACACGGCAUGACAGACAAUAAUGAAGGAGAAACAGUGUAUCAGUGUUCAGCUCACAGGCACAACUCUUGGGCAGGCACAGUCUACCACACAGAGUACAGUGAUCCUGUUACAAUAACAGCAAGAGUGAAACCAAAACUGACUGAGAAAGUGGAUCCUCUGAACUCUAUCUAUGCUGGAGACACCAUCACUCUGAGCUGUGAGCUGCACGAGAUGACUGGAUGGGAGUUUCUUUGGUACAAAGACAAUCUGCAAAUACAGCUUCAGUACUGUGAACAAGCAAACUCAUGUAAAGUGAUAGUUGAUUAUGCAGGAGAAAAAGUGUACCAGUGUAAUGCACGCAGGAGAAUCUACAAUAAUUAUUACUACUACACAAAGUUCAGUGAUCCUGUCAAGAUUUCAGCAAAAGAGAGACCAUCAGUACUGAGUGUAUCUCCACAGAACUGGCUGACUGAAGGAGACUCAGUGACUCUAAGCUGUGAGGUUACAGACUCCUCUACAGACUGGACAUUCAGCUGGUACACAGUUGUUCCCUACAGAGACGGAUUAACUCAAAUAAAAAAUACUGAAUAUGUCAUGUAUGUGGAGCUUCUCUCAGACAGCAGCAGAGGAUCUGGAGGCUCCUACACACUCAGUCCUUCUGCUCUUCAUCACACAGGAGUUUAUGUGUGUAGAGGAGAGAGAGGAGAACCAGCCUUUCAUACACUGUACAGCAAUCCACAGCCUCUAUGGAUCUCUGGUGAAUCUCCUCCAGUGUCUCUGAUCAUCAGUCCCAGCAGAACUCAACACUUUACUCGUGACUCUCUCUCACUGAGCUGUGAGGACCAGAGUAACUCUACUGGAUGGACAGUGAGACGAUACACAGACAGUGAAGGAGUGUUAGAUUGUUCACAGUGGGGAUCAGUUACAGGAUCUACAUGUAACAUCAGCUUCCUCUCCACAUCCUACACUGGAGUUUACUGGUGUGAGUCUGAAUCUGGAGAAAACAGUAAUCCUGUCAACAUCACAGUUCAUGAUGAUGAUGUGAUCCUGGAGAGUUCUAUUCAUCCUGUGACUGAGGGACAUCCUCUGACUCUACACUGUUUAUAUCGUAACACAAAUCCCUCAAACCUCCGAGCUGAUUUCUAUAAAGAUGGAUCAGUCGUCCAGAACCAGACUACAGGAGAGAUGAUCAUCCAUAAAGUCUCAAAGUCAGAUGAAGGUUUCUACCACUGUAAACACCCAGAGAGAGGAGAGUCACUGAGAAGCUGGAUCUCAGUCAGACGUCCAUCACAUGUAGAAGCUCCAUUCUCAGAGCUCAUGCUGAUCAGUAGUGUAGUGACGGCAUCUCCAUAUCUGCUGAUCACCAUCAUUCUGCUGGUCAAAUGUUACAGAGCUCGAGCUCACACUGAUGAAGACAGAAUCGAGAAUGCAGUCAUAGAGGAGUGAACAAUGGAGGAAGUUCAUCUAUAAAAAGACGAUGCAUUUACUAUCAAAUCAUUUCAUUAUUGCUUGUUCUUUAAAGCUUUGUGUGGAUUUUAAAAUAAUAAUGAUUUGUCAUUUUAAUGUCAUCCUGUUAUUUUCUCUGCAUUUUAGAAACAUUGUUCUGAAUGGAUUAGUUUAGCUAAAGUCUGCAAACCUCCUCAUGAGGUGUAAGUUAACAUGUAUGUAAUGAAGGUUGAAAUAAUGCAUUAUAUAAAGUACAAAUAAUACACUGAGAAAACUCUUGUGCCUAUGUCAAUAUCAGCAUUUUUACAAUUUUAUAUAUUUUUUGUAGAAUAAUGUACUUGUGGCAAAUAUAUUAAUAAUAAAAUAGUAUGCAUGCGUGUACUAAACCCCUGCUACUGUUAUAUUGUUAUCUUGUGUAAUAGUAUCUCUUGUCUCCUGCUUUAACACUGGAAUUUCCCACAUGUUCUAGUCCCUGUCACCCUUAAACUGUUGU
Silurus meridionalis is the source of this 2070-nucleotide messenger RNA. RefSeq lists its product as uncharacterized. The coding region runs from base 159 to 1577 and encodes 472 amino acids. The transcript is spliced from 8 exons. The record is from RefSeq and is a predicted model, not a curated record. Gene Ontology annotation, molecular function: transmembrane signaling receptor activity. NCBI's taxonomy places the organism in Eukaryota, Metazoa, Chordata, Actinopteri, Siluriformes, Siluridae. Gene Ontology annotation, biological process: cell surface receptor signaling pathway.